GAGAAAACGAACUGUGAUUUUGAUGUCUGCAAAAAAACAAAACUACACUCUCAGGAAAUGGCCUUUAGUCUCUGCUGCGUAAGGGUCUCGUUGCUUUUGCAGUUACUAAAUUAGGUGUUUCGCCUCAAUGUGCGCCAAAACUCACAUUCUACCGCACUGAUUUUUAGGUUGUAGCCUACCCCCUCGUCUGACUGUCUAUCUGUUCGACUGUCUCGCGGCUUUAUUCGUAGAGUGAGCGCAGGCAACAGGCAGUAGGCACUGGUGGUGGGUGACAGCCAUUCGUCCACAAACAGCGGAGCAGAGAGUGCGGGAGAAAGGGAAUGGGCCGACAAUACUCAGCAGCAGCAGCAGUACUUGUUUGGAUAGUGCUGGUAGAUCAGUGGGCCACGAUGAUGUCACGGUGUUAGCUGUAGUAGUUAACAGCCGUUCCAACAGCUCGGGCUGGUUAAGUUGCACAACGCGAACCAAAGAACGAUUCUUGUUCUAAAUAGCCAAAGUAAAAUUCGCACCAGUCACAGAAAACCUUCACGCUUUUUUUGAAUCGAAUCAAGAAGAACUAUACAAAAGUAGACAACAUAAAAGAUUGGAUAUGUUAACGUUGGUCGGUAUCAUUGGAGAAGACCGCUUACUCUGUGUUAUCGUAGAAACGAAAUUGACACGUGUAUGCAACGUACAGUGAAGAUGCCAGCUGUCGAAGCCAAACCGGACGUCGUACCUCAAGAAGCCGUAUCUGCGCCACAUGAUGACGAGGGCAAAGAAGAUGUCCUGAUGUCUAGAAAUGUCAAACUUAUUCCCAUCACUAAUCAAACGCGGGAGCUGCAAACCAUUAUCCGAGAAAAAAAUACUUCUCGCGGAGAUUUUGUCUUCUACGCAGAUAGGCUGAUACGGAUGGUUGUGGAAGAGGGAUUAAAUCAUUUUCCGUACACUCCACAAACGGUUAUUACCCCUAUUGGGGCACCCUACGAGGGUUUGCGCUUCGUCAAGGGAGGAUGCGGAGUAUCCAUUGUCCGAUCGGGUGAAGCGAUGGAGAAGGGGCUGAGAGAUUGUUGUCGAAGUAUCCGGAUUGGAAAGAUUCUUAUACAGAGUAACGAAGAUACACACGAAGCUAAGGUGGUCUAUGCUAAGUUCCCAGAGGAUAUAGCCAGGAGGCGAGUCCUUUUAAUGUAUCCCAUAAUGUCGACGGGGAACACAAUUAUUAAAGCGACCAAGGUACUUCUUGAGCAUGGAGUACAGCCUGAUAACAUAAUUUUGCUCAAUCUCUUCUGUACGCCCAAAGCCGUUCGUUGCGUCACGAAAGCUUUCCCACAGCUGACCAUACUCACGACUGAGAUUCAUCCUGUGGCACCCAAUCACUUCGGACAAAAAUAUUUCGGUACUGAUUAACAAGAUCCUCUUCUCAACCAUCUUAUGAUGCCGCUGUAACCACCAAUGAUUCAUAUACAUAUAUAUACGUGCUGCGCUUUUACUUGUUGAGAUAUUUUCACAUACACACACACACAAAGAUGAUGAAUUGAUCGUUCGUCAUCAUUAUUGCCAAACUUAUUGCUAGUGACAAAUUUUUGGUAACUUGCACCAAUCACAUCCAUUUCGUCGUCAUGCUGGCAAAUGAUGCAGUUCGUUUUGCCUAUUCUAUUUAGAUUUUUCAACAUUAUAUACGAGUAUUUUGAUUUUCCAUUAGUGCUUCGAGUAUUUUUUAUGCUGGAAUAAAAAGCAAAUUGAAUUAUCCAAAUUCGUUUAUUUCCGACAUCCGAGUCUAUUGUUAACGACAAUAACGGGCGUUACAAACUGCACAGUCAUCAUGAUUACUCACAUACAAAUCACGUCGAUGCACGUUACUAUUUAAAAAUACACACACGCACAUUCAAAUACGAAUACAUACGCAAUCAGAUACAUAUAAAAUAUACAAAACAACUAAAAAGUAUAAAGUGUCAUCAUAGCAAAUGGGCAAAAAGCUCGAAUUAAUUAAACGGCUGUCUUUAAAAUGAAGACAGUUCUGCCACCGGCCACUUUUCUAUGCAACCCCAUAAUAUAUGACGCAGAAUAAAUCAUUAGACGACUAUGUUUCUUCGAUAGAUUCCGUCAACUAAAUUCUCCCUAUUUAAGCACUAAUUCAUGCAAGUAAGCUUAUAGAGGUUGCGAAGCUUCUAUGCAAGCGGGAAUUCGACUAUUUUCAGGAAUCGUUGAGCUUUCAGAAGUGCGGCUCGUUGAGGUGCUAAACGAAACAAAGUACGCAUAGCGAUUAGGCGUCAAGUAUGAAACGUGACAGAAAUUCAUCUCAUAUUACCAAUUUGACGUUAUUUUAUAACGGUUCGAGAUAAUUUCACGAUACUUCUUAUAGUUGAGCUUUUAACUUGUAGUCAGUCAUAGAAAGUCAGAUCUCCAUCCUGAAACUACAGCGGCGGAGAUAGUUCUCCGUAUAAACAUUGUAUAAAGUAUUGUUCUAUAAAGCUUCUACUCCUAGAGACACCAUGAACCGUUCAUACGAAGAAUUCCGAGAAGGAAUUCCGAGUUCGGAAAUGACUAUAGUAAAAGACCACUGAGAAGAUGAUUAACGGUGUGAAGAGUUGAAAGCUGUGGCGAAAGCCAAUCCAUGUUGAGGUGCACAGGUGUUAGCACCCACGUUUGACGUAUGCAAAAAUUAUCUACUUGUUCACUUGGGCCAAACAAAGGGAGGAUUAAAGACAGACACAUAAGCACAUACUUCUCUUUGCUCGCACGUUGAAACAGCAGUCUGUUGCUAUACCGAAUUGUGGGAAGUGAAUCCUUUACAUUAAUCGUCACAUCAGUAAAUGGAUGCAGCUAAACCGGCAGGACAUCAUCCUAAAGCAAAUGCACAGCUAUAGAAAUUUAUGGUGUCUGUUUAAUAGGCUAAUGCAGGUGUUAUUCACCUUAGCUUCAUGGGUCCUGGUUCAUCAAUUAUGGCUGAAGUGUAUUGUCAACAGCUAGAGAAAAUGAUGGUAAAAAGAAUUCCGUAUUGAGCAAAUAGAGGUAAACCAUUGCUAUUUCAUGGGAAUACUCACUGUGGAAAGAAUAUAAGAAUUAUAGUAGGGGGCCUUUCAGCACUCACCAUACUCGCUAGUUUAUUGCUCAUGACUUUUUUUUCUCUAAAAUAACGCCAAUUUACUGUUAGAAAAACGACUUAAACCUAUCGUGAUGUUAGGAUUGCCUUUCUAGACUUAAAACUUCCUCUCGCCAGACACCCAUGGAGUGGCCGAAAGUUAUAGCAUAUUUCUAUAAAACAAGUAAACUUGCAGAAAACUUCGCAUUAUGUCGAGUUUCAGAAUAAACGACCUGAUAAUACAAUACUAAAAAGGUAUUCUAAGAAGUAUCCGUUUAUUGGUAUUUUUAGUACUAUUGGUGCUGCGGAUUUACUCUCUGUUUUAUAUAAUAUUUUAUCAGCCUCCCAACAUGUAAAGAAAAAGAUAAUAUUGUGACAAAGAUAUUGGUCGUAGAAAAACUACACAGCAGCGUCAUAUACUGGGUUCAUGGAGGAUUGAUUGUUCUGGUCAUUUCCUCUGUUGUUCUAUAAAAGUCGAACUAUUGAGCAGCAUGAAGUGUAUUCAUAUGACAGGCGAGCAGAGGUUGCCAGGCACCACAAUUUCAUUUGUUCUAGACGGCGCUGUUCUCGCUACGAUUCCGUCCCUUAUGCGUUUAUGCCUCGAGCAAACAGGAUGAGCAGACGGAAGAGUAAAAGUAUAAGGAACCAUAUUUUACUGGAGAGAUACCAAAAGAUACUUUUGUGUUUGCUUAUUGAAAAAAAAUUACUAUGUUACGGAUUCGAGCUAGUUACGUUUGAAGAUUAGUUUGUUCUGAGGGUGCGUCUUUGUGCAGUGUUGAACGCGAACAACAAACAGACAUUUGAAAAAUGUUUUUCAAGUAUCUAAUCACACAAGAAGAUUUUAUGUUUAUCUGUGGAUGUACAUACUGCCAAGUGUUGGCAAUAUAUAUAUAUAUAUAUAUAAUGAAAUGGACCUAAGACGUUGAAAAUAAAAUAUAUACAGAAUACGGCACCUAAAUUAACACUUUGGCGAACUAUUUGGCGUAAAAGUCAUGCGUUGAUCCGCCAUUAUUAGUAUUACAGGAAAGCCUGUUUUUUUUUUG
Molecule: messenger RNA, 4101 nt
Organism: Varroa destructor (honeybee mite)
Lineage: Eukaryota; Metazoa; Arthropoda; Arachnida; Mesostigmata; Varroidae
Gene: kri
Product: uracil phosphoribosyltransferase krishah
Source: RefSeq, a predicted model, not a curated record